Messenger RNA from Cydia pomonella (codling moth), 1033 nucleotides. RefSeq names its product electron transfer flavoprotein beta subunit lysine methyltransferase-like. Lineage: Eukaryota; Metazoa; Arthropoda; Insecta; Lepidoptera; Tortricidae. Gene Ontology annotation, molecular function: protein-lysine N-methyltransferase activity. The transcript has 5 exons. Bases 202 to 846 code for a protein of 214 amino acids. Gene Ontology annotation, biological process: peptidyl-lysine trimethylation. The record is from RefSeq and is a predicted model, not a curated record. Gene Ontology annotation, cellular component: mitochondrial matrix.
UAUUUCACUUGUGGUAGUAAAAUUCUGUAGUAACAACGCACGUGUGCGUUGAUACGGUCUUACGGAGUGACCAUUAGGUGAAUGUGUGCGUGGGGCAUUUCUCUACGAGGUCAAAAUCAAGUUGCAACGUGUCUGUGUUUAUAUCCAGUUUGCCUGCGUUACCCUGCCCCGCUUUGCACCCAAUAACCAGGCGAUAGAGGGAUGUCCCGUAAAGUCGCUUCCCUAAUCUUGCAGCACACGGUGUCAUCGCGCGCACACCUCACACCUGAACUGGCGUUGCGCCUGAUCACACCCGAGUGCCCGCUAUGGAAGGCGAGAGGGGACGAACUGCCCUUCCCUGAUCCCUUCUGGGGGUUCUACUGGCCCGGAGGACAGGCAACAGCAAGAUACAUACUGGACAAUCCUAAAAUCGUCGAGAACAGAACAGUUUUGGACCUAGGAUGUGGCUGUGGAGCUGGUGCCAUUGCAGCAGCAAAAAUGAAGGCAAAGAGUGUACUGGCCAAUGACAUCGAUCAAUACGCCCUAGAAGCCACUUCCAUCAACGCCUCCCUCAACGGGGUUUCCGUAACAACCAGUGCCGCCAACCUCAUCGGCGGCAAGCCUCACUGCGACAUACUACUCGUCGGCGACAUGUUCUAUGACACGGAGUUCGCUGAGACACUGUUUGAAUGGCUGAUGACGCUUAAAGGCACCACCGUCCUAAUAGGCGACCCGGGCCGGCCCGGCCUGGCGCGGCGCCGGCGCGGCGGGCUCGCGCGGCGCGCCGCCUACCGGCUGCUCCCGGGCACUUGUCUGGAGAACCGCGGGUUCGCGGACACCACGCUGUGGCAGCUCGAUAUUCAAUAAAAAUUUAAUCUUCGUUACGCAACUGUUUUUUAUUGCAGAAAGCAGUUUUUUUUUAUACUACGUCGGUGGCAAAAUAGCAUACGGUCCGCCUGAUGGUAAGCAGCCUCCGUAGCCUAUGUACGCCUGCAACUCCAGAGGAGUUACAUGCGCGUUGCCGACCCUAAACCCGCCCCCCCUCGUUGAGCUC